GUGUAUAUACCAUACUUUGAUUUUUCUUAGGUUUUUUCCUGAAUUAUGCAUUGCAUUUUGUGUUUUCAGGUUACAACUUAACGGAUAAUGUCCCGGCAGAGAAUUGCAAAUACCUUUUCCAUUUUUCUGCAUAUUUUUUAGCUGAUCAACAGGUAAAAACUAAAAACAAGGUUUUAUCAUAACUUUUAUUAUUGAGAAAUUGCAACUAUCAUGUGAUAUGUGUAGUGCUAGAUACCUCUGGUGUCCUCUUUUAGAGGGAAAAUGUGUCUUUCUUGAGUCACAGUUGCUAAAUGUUGCCAAAAAAUUGGUGCCUUUUGAAGAAAAAGUUGCUAGUGUAGUCAGACAAUUUGCUAAAAGGCCAUGUGCUAUUAUUUAUAGAAACUUAUAGUGCCACAUAAAUCAGAAAUUAGUUCAUACUUUGUGCCUAAAUCACUGAUUCAACAAGACCAAGCUAAUGAAUGAAUGUGAUUUAAUUUUCUUAAGCACAGACAUUCUGCUUGUCAUUAAACACACACACACAGAGUCUCAGUGUGUAGCAUAAUAAGAGUCACAAGUGCUGAAGCAGCUCAAACUGAGCAAUUGUCCUUUCUAGUUUCUUUCCAUCCCGACCAGAGAGAAGUGAAGCAGCAGGAGUAAAUAUGCAUGUUUUGGGUCUGUUUAUGGUGGCGUCUGUGUUCCUCAGCACUCGAUCUGCUUCAGAUGAUCAGAUGGAGCUAGCAGCUUUACUGCGCAGCGUCUCUUCAGCAGCACUGAUCCGAGAUCAGCCGCUCACAGACCCACAGACAGCUGCUGCUGGACCCAAGCUGCUGACUAAAGAUGGGCUCAUCCAGGGCCUAACACUGGACAAGUCUUAUGUGUUUUAUGGGAUCCCAUUCGCCGAUCCUCCUGUGGCAGCAUCCCGCUGGAAACCGCCCCGUCCUGUCACGCCAUGGAGAGGGGUGUAUGAUGCAACUUAUCCCCGAGCAGCGUGCAUGCAGGCCUGCAUUGGACCCAUUGCAGACGAGUGUCCCAAGAAGGUGGGUGAGGACUGUCUGUACCUGAACGUCUUUGUUCCUCUGAGUGUGAAUCUGGAGGCUCCGCUGCUAAAGCCGCUGCCGGUGAUGGUGUGGAUCCACGGCGGGGAUUUCAUUGCAGGCUCCGCAUCCAAACAGCUCUACGAUGGCCGAUACAUCAGCAACUUCACGCAGACGCUGGUCGUGAGCGUCGCCUACCGUCUGGGCGCGUUUGGCUUUCUAGUGUCAGGAAAAGACCCACAGACUUCCGCCGCAGGGAAUUAUGGGAUUCUGGAUCAGCAGGCGGCGCUGCUCUGGGUUCAGCAGAACAUUGCGGUGUUUGGAGGAGACCCAAGCAGGGUGACUCUGUUCGGCGAGAGCGCUGGAGCUCAGUCGGUCAGUCUUCAUCUGAUGAUCCAGAGCAGUAAACCUCUCUUCAAACAGGCCGUCUUCCAGAGUUUACCCUUCUCCAUUCCUCUGAAAACACGGCACGAGUCUCUGAAGCUCGGGAAGAACUUCGCUAAAUCAGCAAACUGCUCAGUUCUGGACCUGAUGUGUCUUCAGUCUCUGAGUCCUCAGGAGGUGCUGAACGCACAGAUCAAAUCCAGCUCGAAGGUGGUGAACCCCUUCCGCUUUCUGGAGCAGUUUGAGAGCUGGGGGCCGUAUGUGGACGGAGAGCUGAUCAGAGAGCAGGCGGUCAGUGCCUUCCUGAAGGGACACUGGCAGAAGGACAAGCCCGUGCUGCUCGGGACCACCUCAGAAGAAGGAGUGAUCUUUGUGUACGGCGUCUUCAUGAAGCCUGUGUCAGCGGUCGAGUGCACCAUCUACACCACGGCCAUCUUCAAACAACACGCCAUCAAAAUCCUGCGCAAGUACCUGCCGCUGUACAGCGAUGCGGACCGCAGGGACAUGCUGGCACAGAUUGUGACUGACUACAUCUUCCUGUGUCCGUCGCGGAGGUCGGCUCGCGCCGGCGUGGCGUCCGGGAGCUCGGUGUGGAUGUACGUGUUCGAUCACGUGGCGAGCGAUCCUAGCGUGUGGUCGGGUGUGACGUUCUGUUACCGUCACGUGUGUCACGGCGCCGAGCUGCCGUUCGUGUUCGACUCGGCGCCGGUGGCGAACCUCAGCAUGACUCCGGCGGAGCGGCUGCUGUCCAAUCGGAUGCUGUGUUACUGGGGAGCGUUCGCUCACACCGGUGACCCCGGGUCUCACGCCGAGUCCAGCGCGUUCUGCAGACAGCAGCGUCCGCCAGCGUGGCCACGCUACACGGCUAACAGCGGCUGGCUAAUCAUGAACCUCACGCUGCAUUCUCACGCGCAGAGCGGAGCGCGCGAAGACAUCUGCGACUUCUGGGACACGCUGGGAAUCUAUCCAUAAAAAAACUGGUUAAAGGGAUAGUUCAGCCAAAAAGGAGAAUUCUGUCAUUAAUUAAUCACCCUCAUGUCAUUCAAAUCACCCUCAUGUCAUUCAAAUAUAAAAAUAACAAUAUUAGUAUACUAAUAUUAGUCAGUGUAAUAUCGUCUGUUAUUGUUAUCUUUAUAGUUAUUGUGCUUGGUGUUGAACGGGUCUCAAGAUCUUCGUUCGUCUCGGGAACAUGAAUUUUCGAUGAAAUCCGGGAGCUCUCUGACGCUCAUAGACAGCAAGGGUCCCUGAUCGUGUAAGGAUUCGGGUCACAGAGCUCUCGGAUUUCAUCGAAAAUUUGUGUUUCCGAGACGAACGAAGAUCUUACGGGUUUGGAACGACACAAGGGUGAGUAGUUAAUGACAGAAUUUGUAUUUUUGUGUGAACUGUGCCUUUAAGGCUAGAAGGGAUACAGAUGUGGUUACUGGGCAAGCACACAUCAAUAUAGUGUAAUUUGUCACUGUACAACAAUAAUCACUAUUUUUGAAUUAUUGUAAGGGGUAGGUUUAGGGUUGGGGUAGGUGUAGACGUUAAUAAAACACAAUCUAAUAACUUGAAAAAUUACACUUCAUUGUUAGUUUGCGGUCAGAGCUGUAUCCCUUCUUGCCACAACCAGAAAAACACGAGCGCUCACACAUAUCUCAUCUGUUUCUCAUGGACUAACUGUACAGUCAAACCAAAAUUUAUUCAGACACCUUCAACUUUUCUCACGUUAUCACGGUUUAUUAAAAGGUGAUACAACAAGAGCUCCGUGUGUCAGAGCAAAUUCAUCUUGAUAAUGUCAGAUAAUUUUGAUAGAAAGGUAUGUAAUGAAUUCAGUUCAGCUGCAUUUAAGUAAACAAUUAGAUAAUACCAAUUUAGUCAAACUAAUUACCAAGCAAUGUUUCAUUUUGUUCAGUCUAUGGUGUAAAAAGGUUGCAUUAGCAAUUAAAUAAAAAACACUUAAGCAAAACAUGGUCAGGUGAAAGUGUCUGAAUAAUUUUUGGUCCCAGAUUUUUAUCAGUUUUACUGAAGAUUUUUUUCUCUACAAUUUUUCCUGCAACCAUUAGUAAAAAUAAAAUAUAUAUAAAAAUGAUAUCUGGUGUCUGAAUAAUUUUUGGUUUGACUGUAUUGGUGUAUUGUUUUUUUUAGUGCAAAUACCUAAACAUUUAUUGUGCUGUAAAAGAUUAAUCGCAUCCAAAAUAAGAGUUUUUAUUUAAAUACUAUGUGUGUGUAUACUUUGUAUAUUUAUUAUUUAUAAAUUCAAAAAAAUAAAAUAUUUACAUGCAUAUAUUUAUAUAAUGUAUAUUAUAUAUAAAUAUAUUUAAUAACCAUAACAUUUUACGUGCAUGUGUGUAUUUAUAUAUAUAUAUACACUACUGUACAAUAAUACAGUAAGAUAAGUAUUAUAUGUUUUUUUUUAAGAAUUUUCUUCUGCUCACCAAGCCUGAUUUGAUCCAAAACAAAGCAAAAGCUGUAAUACUGUGAAACAUUUUUACUAUUUAAACUACAUGCUUUCUAUUUGAAUAUGUUUUAAAAUAUAAUUUAUUCCUGUGGUCAAAGUUGAAUUUUCAGCAUCAUUACAAGGCAAUCUUUGACAUUGUACAUAAUAAAUAUACACAGUACACACACACUUAUUAUGUAAACAAAAACUUUUAUUUUGGAUGCGAUUAAUGAUUAGACAGCAAUAAUUCUUAAAUGAACGUAUAUUGAAUUAAGAAGAUAAAUGACUACAUACUUGUUAUAAAUGUUACAAUCUAUGUUGCAUUGAAUGAAUCUAUGUUUUCUGAAAUAUUAAUCAAUAUCUAGAGUAAGCCAGAUCAACUUUGUUUUUUACCUUUAAGUUAAGUUUAUUUUUACAGAGUACAGAGAUUUGUUCUUGUUGUAAGUUUAGACAUAAAAUGAGUUUGCCUGCUGAUCUGAAUG
Carassius gibelio (silver crucian carp) is the source of this 4298-nucleotide messenger RNA. RefSeq names its product crystal protein. The record is from RefSeq and is a predicted model, not a curated record. Bases 639 to 2369 code for a protein of 576 amino acids. Gene Ontology annotation, molecular function: cholinesterase activity. The transcript has 8 exons. NCBI's taxonomy places the organism in Eukaryota, Metazoa, Chordata, Actinopteri, Cypriniformes, Cyprinidae.